ACAGCAAGAGUCAAAAACGAUAAUGUCAAUACUCGGUCAAGAAGAAAUCAAAGACUACAAAACGAUACUAAAGCAACUGUUUGCAGAAUUCCUGGGAACAUUUCUGUAUAUUUCCAUAUGUCUAUUAGCUGGAACAAACAUUGAACCAAAUGUUGUAGCGGUAGCACUGGCCAACGGACUCCUUAUCGCGUCAGUUGUCCAAAUAAUUGGACAAAUAUCUGGAGGACAUAUCAACCCUGCUGUAACAGUAGGUGUUUUUGCUUGCGGACGUAUUAAAUUGAUGAAAGCAUUUCUCUACAUCAUUGCCCAAAUCCUCGGCAGUUUGAUUGGAUCAACAGUGGCGUAUGCUAUCACAGACAGCGACUCCAGACACGAGCUGGGAGCAACUGUUCCCCGUAAAGAACUAAGGGCCGACCAAGUUUUCGGACUUGAAUUUAUAAUGACGUUCGUAUUAGUCGCAGUUGUUUUAAGUGUGCUGGAUACGAAACGAUCUGACAGAGGACUUGGUUCCGCACCCUUGGCGAUUGGUUUGAGCGUAACUGCCUGCCAAGUCUCCGCAUUUUUGUAUACAGGAUCGCUUAAUCCGGUGAGAUCCUUGGGGCCGGCGGUGGUUAUGAAUAUUUGGACCAAACAUUGGGUUUACUGGAUUGGGCCAAUUCUAGGAGGUUUGACUGCUGGUUUAAAUUACAGAUUUAUUUUUGGAAAGCAUUUUUACAACGGCGAGAACGAUUUUACAGAGGGAGAAUAAAGUUAUUUAGGUAUUUAUACACAUUAUUGUUUCUUAACUCUUAUACUAAUAUAAA
Messenger RNA from Pararge aegeria (speckled wood butterfly), 803 nucleotides. RefSeq names its product aquaporin AQPAe.a-like. Gene Ontology annotation, cellular component: plasma membrane. Gene Ontology annotation, biological process: transmembrane transport. The transcript has a single exon. NCBI's taxonomy places the organism in Eukaryota, Metazoa, Arthropoda, Insecta, Lepidoptera, Nymphalidae. Bases 23 to 748 code for a protein of 241 amino acids. Gene Ontology annotation, molecular function: water channel activity. The record is from RefSeq and is a predicted model, not a curated record.